Symbiodinium sp. CCMP2456 is the source of this 1227-nucleotide messenger RNA. Lineage: Eukaryota; Dinophyceae; Suessiales; Symbiodiniaceae. The record is from the annotation of a GenBank genome assembly.
AUGCCCUGCCUCGAUCCCGGGACAUCUUUGAGCCACAGGUUAAAUGGAAGCUGGAAAUGGGGCCACUGGACGUCGACCAGUAAGGCGAACUAUGAGUCGGCCGAGGAAAAUCUUGACUUCGUGCGAGAGCACUUCGAGACCGAGGUCGCGGAGGGCUUGAUGAUCAGGAUGAAGGAGGCCGACUUCUGGGCCAAGUACGGGGACGAGGCGGCGGUCUCAGCCAUCGCGGUGAUAGUCGAGGAGAGGCCGCCAGUUAAGAAGCGGGUGGUGCACGAUGCCUCGCAUGACGUUCUUCUAAACCAUAGAAUACGCUGCUUGGACAAGGUGCGAUCGCCAGGAGCGCAAGAGAAACAGUAUCUUCUCCGCCACCUUCGGGAGGAACGUCUUGCGCCCAUGGCGGUCACCGGGGACAUCUCCACAGGAGGUACCGACAUCGUCGGGACGAGUGGGGGUACUUGGGCUGCAAGGGCCCUCGAGCUUCUGUUGUACGCCGAUGAUGUGGAGAUCAUCGGGGGAGAUCGGAGAGGCCGGAGGGGCAUUGUCCUCUCGUACGCGAUCCUGGCGUGCCUUGGCUUCCCCUUCAAGUGGUCAAAGACAAAGGGGGGACUGAACGUCCAGUGGGUGGGCUAUGAGACCGCCUACGGGACCUUUAACGGAGAGGCGGGCGGCCUGGCUUGCCGAGUGGACUGCGGGAGGGGAAGGUCACGUGGGAUGACUUUGCAUGCGGAUUGGGGCGACUGGGAUUUGGGGCAAAUGCCUUAUCCUGGGAACGCCCUUUCCUGGGACCUCUUUACGCUUGGUCGGCGGCUACGCAGCUGUGAUGCUGAGGUCCAUCCUGGGAUGGAUGUCGAAGCGGUUCAGGGCGAGUUGAGCUUCUUCUCGGAUGCAAAAGCAGAGGAGGGGAGCGCUUGGGUGGGUGGCUACCUUUGGGAUGGCCACUCGGCCCUGCAAUGGUACGCGCUGGAGGUCCUUGAAUCCUGGGCCCCAUGGGCCUUCAUCAAGAAAGAUUUGAAGCGCGCCAUCGCGAGCCUUGAACUUCUUGGGACACUCAUCUGCGUGAAGCUUUGGGGCGAGAGGAUGAAGCAGCGUGGGAAAGGCCAAGGCCACCUCACGGGGGGCACGGACAACCAGGGGAACUCUUACGCGGUUUCCAAGCUGAUGUCUACGCGCUUCCCGCUGCCUCUCUUGUUGAUGGAACUCUCGGAGACAUUGAGGCGGGGAAAUCAG